Molecule: messenger RNA, 5814 nt
Organism: Anolis carolinensis (green anole)
Lineage: Eukaryota; Metazoa; Chordata; Lepidosauria; Squamata; Anolidae
Gene: tiam2
Product: TIAM Rac1 associated GEF 2
Exons: 25
Coding region: 118-5289 (1723 amino acids)
Biological process (GO): activation of GTPase activity; small GTPase-mediated signal transduction; positive regulation of axonogenesis
Cellular component (GO): synapse; membrane
Molecular function (GO): guanyl-nucleotide exchange factor activity; protein binding
Source: RefSeq, a predicted model, not a curated record
GGAUUCAUUGAAAAAUUCCAUUCCAUUUCUGGAAAACUCAAUGGUCCAGCAAAAAAGAUAAUGCUAAAAGCACAGAUUGCGAAUUUUGCCCACAUUUGAGUGAUUGCUCAGUGAAAAAUGGGUAAUUCAGAAAGCCAGUAUAGCCCUCAGGGAACAAAGAAUGUUGGCAAUUCUCUGCCUGGUGCCAAGCUGAAGCCUUGUUCAAUGAAAAUCCGUAGCAUCCAUUCGAAAGAUGAGAAAUCUGCACAUGGAUGGGGUCAUAGUACCAGUGGCACAAACUACAAAUCCCGAUCAUUAGCCAGAAGCUGCCUCUCUCAUUUCAAGAACACCCAGCCUUAUUCUUCAAGACUCAGUGACGCAACAGCAAAAACCUCUAAGAUUAGCAGCCAUGCCAAACACCGAACUCACACCUCAGGGACUUAUGACCAAGAAAGUAAUAAUGCAUUUUUGCCUGAGAAUGGUUUCCACUAUAUAGAUAUUGAACCUACAAACGACCAUGUUGCUUUCAGGGAAUGUAAUGGGCAUUUCUUAAAUUGCUAUGGAAAGAAAGAGAGCCCCCCAUCAGAUGACAGAAUGAGUCCAAAGGUUCUCAUUAAGACUCUGGGGAAACUAGAUGGAUGUUUGAGAGUUGAAUUUCAUAACAGCAGCAGCAACAGCGCAGUUUCCAGAGAGGAGUCUACUGGACCAGUCCAACUCUUGCGGUAUUCGCCUACUUCAGAGUCUGAAAAAAUUAACAUGCUUGAAGGGAAGGAAACUUCUAAUACAGAUUAUCCUGGAAGCCAUCGGCUGUCAGCCACCGACUCAAGACUUAGAUCCAGUAAAGGGAGCUCCAUUAGUUCAGAGUCUUCUUGGUAUGAUGCUCCAUGGGGCAAUAAUGGAGAUAUGAAUGAACUGGAUGGGUCAUACAUGUCCAGGAGCACCCCUGAUGCAAGUAUCCAAGUCAGUUUUCCCCAGAGUGAAUGCAAGAAACCAUUGAACCAAAGUUCAUCUCUCUCUUCCCUGCGUGAUUUAUAUAGGGAUUCAAAUCUUAGGAGCUGCCAAGCUUCCGAUAUUGGGCUUUCUGCAGAUUACAUCAAUACUCGUGCUGGUUCAAGCAAUCGUGUUUCAUUUACCUCCACUGUAGAUUUUUCUUCUGAGGUAGAAGAGCACAGAGGACCUCUGCACUAUUCUUCCUAUACUCUCCCCUGCAGGAAAUCUUCAGCACUCAAUGAGGAUGCAACAAAGAAGGAAACAUUAAAAAGCCGUAUGAGGCGGAUCAGUGAUUGGACAGGAAGCCUGUCAAGAAAAAAGAGGAAGCUACAGGAACCAAAAUGUAAGGAUUCAACAGAAUACUUUGAUGCUGGAGUUGAAAGUCUUUCCCCAGAUACCCUUCUUGUUCCUUCCCAUCUCAUUGCUUCUCCUUGGUCCCAUGGGUCUGGCCAGAUCUUUCCCCAGAGAAGUGAAUCUGCCAGUGGACUCAGCAGUGAUGUUCUGAGGCAGAAUAUUUAUGAGAACUUCAUGCGGGAGCUUGACCUGAGCAGGACCAACAUGGAAAAUAUGGAAACCUCCACAGAAACAGAGGACUCUAGCAGUGAGUCACUUAGCUCCUUGGAACAGUUAGAUUUGUUGUAUGAGAAGGAGCAAGGAGUUGUUCGUAAAGCUGGGUGGCUUUUCUUCAAACCUCUUGUGACUCUGCAGAAAGAGAAGAAACUUGAGUUGGUUACGCGGAGAAAAUGGAAACAAUACUGGGUUACGCUGAAAGGAUGUACCCUGCUGUUUUAUGAGACUUACGGGAGAAAUUCCAUGGAGCAGAACACCUCACCUAGAUAUGCUCUGUUUGCAGAAGACAGUAUAGUGCAGUCUUGUCCUGAACACCCUAAAAAGGAGAAUGUUUUUUGUCUCAGCAAUUCUUUUGGAGAUGUCUACUUGUUCCAGGCCACAAGCCUGACUGACCUUGAAAACUGGGUUACUGCCAUACACUCGGCUUCUGCUUCCCUCUUUGCAAAGAAACUUGGGAAAGAAGAUACAGUUAGGUUGCUGAAAAAUCAGACGAAAAGCCUUAUCCAAAAGAUUGACAUGGACAGCAAGAUGAAAAAGAUGGCUGAACUGCAACUCUCGAUUGUUAGUGAUCCGAAAAACAGGAAAGCAAUUGAGAACCAGAUCCAACAGUGGGAGCAGAAUCUAGAGAAGUUCAACAUGGAUCUUUUUAGGAUGCGCUGCUAUCUUGCCAGUCUACAAGGCGGGGAGUUACCAAAUCCAAAAAGUCUUUUGGCCGCUGCCGGUCGACCUUCAAAGAUGGCACUAGGGAGGCUUGGCAUCUUCUCAGUCUCAUCCUUUCAUGCACUGAUCUGCUCCAGGGAUGAAGCAGCUCUUAGGAAGCGUACGUUGUCUCUGUCCCAGAGAGUGCGGAGCAAGAAGGGCCUGUUUUCCUCUCUUAAGGGAUUGGACACUCUUGCAAGAAAAACAAAAGAGAAAAGGCCUUCCAUUACACAGAUUUUUGACUCAGUUGGUGUGCAUGGAUCUAGUGGAACACAGCUACCCCAGAUUUCCAGUAAUUCUACUGAGCAGAAAGUAGAUGAAUUUCUAAAUGUGUACUACUCUGCUCCAGAAAGUACAACAAAAGAAAAUACCUGGGACAUCCAAUCACUUGUUCGCUUUCCUGGUGGCCAAGUGCUAAUGCUAACUCUCAAGUCAGAACACAGAGUAGAGGAUGUUUUGACAAUGGCAUGCAAGAUUAAGCAAUUGGAACCAAGAUACCAUGGUUUACAGCUUAGAAGACAUAUUGAUGAAAAUAUUGAGCCGUACAUUCCUGAAGCUUAUGAAUACAUCCAAGAUCAGAUAUAUGAUGAAAUUGAAAUAUUUCCUUUAAGUUUCUUCCAUGUGCAACUCACUAAGAGUGAUGGUGUAGCUGAUUUUGGAUUUGCAGUAACUGCACAAGUUGAUGAUCAAGAGCAUCUCAGCCAUAUCUUUGUCAGUGAUGUUCUUCCAGAUGGGAUGGCUUACAGAGAAGGGCUGCGUGUUGGCAAUGAAAUUUUGGUUAUAAAUGGAGAGUCUGUAUCUGAUCUUGACCUCAGGCAGAUGGAGUUAUUGUUCUCUGAGAAAAGUGUGAAACUGACUUUGACUACAAAUCUCAGCUGCCAUGCAAAUGCAUUAUGCACCACAUGGUCAGAUGGGGAUGUUUCCAGCGAAGGAAGAAACUUGUUGCCCCCUCCUAACCAGUCUCAACUCCUGGAAGAAUUUCUGGAUAACUUCAAGGAAAAUACAACAAACGAUUUCAGCAAUGUCCCUGAUGUUACCACAAGUCUAAGACGGAGCAGUACAGAUGGCAUUCUAGACCAAAUUCCUCAGAAGGAGAAACUAGAGUUACCUUUCAGGAGUGCUGAACAAAUUUCCAUGUUGUGCCCACACUUUCAUGAAGCUCAUUUAAAUGGUAUGGAAGCAGUCAAGGACAUCCCCCCGCUAAAGCCACUGACACGACAACUUACAGAUGCUGACAGACUCCGAAAGGUUAUUCAAGAGCUUAUGGACACAGAGAAAUCAUAUGUAAAGGAUCUGAGCUGCCUCUUUCAAUUGUACUUGGAGCCUCUUCAGAGUGAGACCUUCCUAACUCAAGAUGAGAUGGAAUCUUUGUUUGGGAGUCUGCCAGAGAUGCUGGAUUUUCAAAAAGUAUUUUUAGAGACCUUGGAAGAUGGAAUAUCAUCCUGUUCUGAUUUUAACACACUUGAAACUACUUCACAAUUCCGGAAACUUCUGUUCUCUUUGGGAGGUUCUUUCCUGUAUUAUGCUGACCAUUUCAAAUUGUAUAGUGGAUUCUGUGCAAAUCACAUCAAAGUCCAGAAGGUUCUUGAGCGAGCCAAAACAGAUAAAGCCUUUAAGGCCUUUCUGGAUGAUCACAACCCUACUAAACAGCAUUCUUCCACAUUGGAGUCUUUUCUCAUCAAGCCAGUUCAAAGAGUGCUGAAGUACCCACUUCUCUUGAAAGAACUGGUAUCCCUAACAGACCCUGAGAGUGAGGAGCACUACCAUCUCACAGAAGCCUUAAAGGCAAUGGAAAAGGUGGCCAGUCACAUCAAUGAAAUGCAGAAGAUUUAUGAGGAUUAUGGAGCAGUGUUUGACCAACUGGUUGCAGAUCAGAGUGGAACUGAGAAGGAGGUCACAGAACUUUCUAUGGGAGAGCUACUUUUGCACUCUACAGUGUCAUGGCUGAAUCCAUUCCCAUCAUUAAGUAAAACAAGAAAGGACUUGGAACUCACUGUGUUUGUGUUCAAAAGGGCUGUCAUACUGGUAUACAGAGAAAACUGCAAACUCAAGAAGAAGUUGGCAACCAAUGUCCGUGCUACCCAUAAUCAUGGUGAUUUGGACUUAUUUAAAUUCCGUUGGUUGAUUCCUUUGUCUGCACUUCAAGUUCGACUGGGAAAUACAGCAGGCACGGAAAACAACUGCAUUUGGGAACUAAUUCAUAUGAAGUCAGAAUUGGAAGGAAGACCUGAAACAAUCUUCCAGUUAUGUAGCAGUGACUGUGAAAACAAAUCCAAUGUUGUCAAAGUGAUUCGUUCAAUCUUACGAGAAAACUUUAGGCGUCAAAUAAAAUGUGAUCUGCCUUUGGAGAAAGCAUGUAAAAACCGGUUAGUUCUGCCUAAGAAUCGAAUCCCUAUUUCAGCGAAAUUGGCUUCCUCAAGAUCCUUGAAGUUAUUAAAGAACUCUCCCAGUAAUGAAUGGAACAUGGAUGCAGCCAAAGGAAAUGAACUAGAUUCAGAUGAAUGCAGCCUGAGCAGCAGUACUCCAAGCAGCAGCUGCCAUACCACUGACAGCCUCCUGGAAUCAAAAAGUUCCUCCCCUGUGAAGCACCUUCAGAACUGCGCCUCCGAUUUUUCAGACAGCCCUGUCAAAGAAUCUGACAUUUUAAGUGAUGAGGAGGAUGACUAUCAGCAGAUUGUAAAGAAAGACAGCCCCACAAAAGGCAUAGAAAUCCAGUUCCAGCGGCUAAAGAUUUCUGAGAAUGCAAGCAAUGAUGCUGAGGAAAGGUACCCUUUGGAGAAAGUGUGUGUGGAUGAACAGAAGGGAAGAGAGCAUCCUAAACUAGUGCGUGCACACUUUUGCCCCAUUAAGCGUAAGGCAAACAGUAUAAGACAGGAUAAAGGGAUGUUACUGGCAAUGCAAGAAAGGCAUCAAUCUCUUGACAGUCAUCCUGAUGCUGGAAGUUUUGACUUGAAUUCUAUUUUAGAAAGGGAAUUUAGUGUACAAAGUUUAAGUUCAGUGGUUAACGAGGAUUGUUUUUAUGAAACUGUAGAUAGGCAUGGGAAGUCCUAGCUUCCUUCUUCCUCCAUCCCAAAAGAUUUUAUUUACAUAUUUUUCUCAAACAGCUGGUUAUAAGUAAGAACUGUUAACUCUUCCAUUUAAUGCACUACUGUGUUUUCCCACAGAAUUAGUUGUAAAGGCUUAAGUUAUUUUAAUUUAUUACAGAAUAGACAAAUUAGAUUGAGCUAGCCUGUAAAUUAAUUCUGUAAAUUAAUCUAUAGCAUUUGACAAAAGUUAAUUACAUUUUUAAAAUUAGGAAAAAGGGGAUUAAACAGUAUGAUCUACAUCUUUUGACAAUAAUGCAAACAGCUUUGUUUAACCAUUUAAGUUUCAGUUAAAUUUUGCUUUAUUUAAAGCAGAAUUUAUUUUUUAUUCAUUACAGAAAAAAUAAUGUUGCACUAUGUUGUAAUAUGUUGUUUAUACUUGAUUUAUAUAUAUAUAUAUAUAUAUAUGUAAAUAUGGAAGUCUGUACUGUAAUCUUGUAUUUUUAUUUUCUCUACAAGUUUGUACAGUAAAAUGUUCAAUGAUGUAGGCAUA